Messenger RNA from Gymnodraco acuticeps, 4712 nucleotides. RefSeq names its product contactin-1a-like. Gene Ontology annotation, molecular function: cell-cell adhesion mediator activity. Gene Ontology annotation, biological process: cell-cell adhesion; brain development. The record is from RefSeq and is a predicted model, not a curated record. NCBI's taxonomy places the organism in Eukaryota, Metazoa, Chordata, Actinopteri, Perciformes, Bathydraconidae.
GUCUUCUUGACAGAUGCAAAGGAAUAAUGUGUGUGCAAAAUCUGACAUAUCGUGGCGUGGUGGGGAUGAUGCUGUGUCAGAUCUGCUGCACAUCCCACGACUUCCCUCCCAAAAGAUAGUCGAUUCACGGGAAAACCAGAAGGUCCUGCUAAUGUUCCAUCAGCUGAGCUUCUAGCUGUUACCCCACCAGGUGGUCCUCGCUUCAACAUCAUGCUGCACCUUACCCUGCUCCUCCAUCUCCUGGUCCUCCCUCUCUGCUUUGCAGAUGCAUCAACGCAUGGGGAGUUACCUGACUUUUAUAGAGAUGAAGCCACAGGUUACGGGCCAGUGUUUGAGGAGCAGCCGGUGGAAACCAUCUACCCGGAGGAGUCGCCCGAGGCAAAAAUCACCAUGAGCUGCCGGGCCCGGGCCAACCCACCUGCCACAUACAAGUGGAUGCUGGAAGGCAGGGACAUUGACAUGAAAGCACAAAGCAGUCACUACAGAUUAGUAGGAGGCAACCUAGUCAUCAGCAAUCCCAUAAAAACCGAACAUGUAGGAGAGUACUUGUGUUUGGCUAGCAACCUGCACGGCACGAUCAUCAGCCGAAAAGCCUCAGUCCAGUUCGGAUACCUGGAUCUGUUCUCGUCGGAGGAGAGGGAGUCGGUGCACGUCAAAGAGGGGCAGGGGGCCGUGUUGCUCUGCGCCCCCCCACCACAUUAUCCAGCCGAGCUGUCGUUCCGAUGGAUCCUCAAUGAAUUCCCCACCUUCAUCCCGCUGGACAAGAGGCGUUUUGUCUCCCAGAUAACGGGUAACCUCUAUAUCUCCAAGGUGGACUCCUCCGACAGCGGCAACUACUCCUGCAUCGCCUCCAGCCAGUCCAUUUCCAAAAGCGUUUUCUCCAACUACAUCCCACUCGUACCUCUGGCUGAACGUCCCAUCAGGAAAUACCCAGCUGACCUCAAAGUCAAGUUCCCAGACACCAUUGCUUUGGUGCGGCACAACAUCACAUUGGAAUGCUUCGCUUUGGGGAACCCCGUCCCUGAGAUCCGCUGGAAGAAGUUAGACGGACAGAUGCCGCCCAAUCACGAGGUGCGGAUGGCGGGGGCUCAUCUGCACCUGUACAACGUGCAGUUUGAAGACGGAGGCAGCUAUCAGUGUGAGGCAGUGAACUCCAGAGGAAAGGACUACCACGCUGCACGUCUGUCUGUAGAAGCGUUUCCUGAGUGGGUGCAGCACAUCAGCAGCUCAGAGAAAGACCUCGGUAGGGAUUACACCAUGUCCUGCAAAGCAAGCGGCAAACCUGAACCAAGCAUUCGUUGGCUGAUAAAUGGAGAACCGUCCAACAGGAAAGACAUGAGGUUCAGCAGCUUGGCGUUUGGUAAUUCAGGGAUGUACCAGUGCAUUGCAGAGAAUCACCACGGGAUCAUAUAUGCCAACGCAGAGCUGCGAGUGUAUGCGUGUGCUCCCACAUUUAAACACAACCCAUUGAAGGACUUGAUGGCACCUAAAAAUGGCCGUGUGGUGAUUGAAUGUCGACCAAAAGCGGCUCCAAAGCCCACCUUCUCCUGGAGCAAAGGCACCGAGCUGCUCUCCAACUCUACCAGGGUGUUCAUCUUGGAGGAUGGGAGCCUGGAGAUCCUCAACGUGACGAGGGCAGAUAAAGGACGCUACACCUGCUUUGCCGAGAACGACCGGGGCAAGGCCAACAGCACGGGGGAUCUGUUGGUCACAGAUUCCACUAAGAUCACGUUGGCACCGGCCAAUGCUGACGUCAAAGUGGGUGAGACCAUCGCGAUGCAGUGUGCAGCGUCACAUGACACCACUCUUGACAUCACCUUCGUCUGGUCCCUGGAUGGCCGGGUCAUUGACCUACAUAAGGAAAGCCAACAUUAUGAACGCACCCUGAAUGGAAGUUCAAACGGUGAGCUGCUGAUUAAGAACGUCCAUCUGAAGCACACUGGACGCUACACCUGCACUGCCCAGACCCCCAUCGACAACAUGACCGCCUCGGCCCACCUGGUUGUCAGGGGUCCCCCCGGAGCCCCAGGUGGGGUGCGAGUGAUGAACAAAACUGACAAGAGUGUAAUGUUGCAGUGGAGCCGCGGCGCAGACAACCAUAACCCCAUCACCAAAUAUACCAUCCAGUACAGGGACUCCUUCUCAAAGGAUGUCUGGAAGAAUGCCACUACAUCUCCUGCAGAUGUAGAAGGGAAUACAGAGAUGACCACAGUGGCGGAUCUGAUCCCCUGGAUUGAGUACGAGUUCAGAGUGAUCGCCACCAGCACCUUGGGCACAGGAGAGCCAAGCAGCCCAUCACAUAAAGAGAAAACGCUGGAAGCAAUUCCUGUGGUGGCGCCCUCUGAUGUGGGCGGUGGCGGAGGGACCAGCAGAGAGCUGACCAUCACGUGGACGCCUGUACAGCCGCAGUACUACUAUGGGUCUAACUUUGGCUACAUUGUGGCCUUCAAACCACACGACGGAGCGGAGUGGAUGCGGGUGACGCUGGCCGACCCCCAGGCCAAGCACUACGUCCACAAAGACGCCGCCAUCCCUGCAUCCACGGAGUUUCAGGUCAAGGUCAAAGCGUUCAACAGCAGAGGAGAGGGACCCUUCAGCCUAACAGCCAGCAUUUACUCUGCACAGGACGCUCCAUCUGAAGCUCCUGUCAUUGUGGAUGGCAAAUCUCUCUCUGCCACAGAAGGCACCGUGCGCUGGCUGCAUCUCGCACAGAGCAAUAUAGACGGAUACCAGGUGAAGUACUGGAGGAGUGAAGAGGACAGUGAGGGGGGGGCCCAGAGGGUGGUGGUCAGCGCCAAUGAGAACAGCACCAGGCUGGAGGGCAUGAAGCCCUUCUCCUACUACCUGGUGGAGGUCCGGGCGUACAACUCUGCAGGAUUUGGGCCGGCCAGCGAGCCCUUCCAGAUCCUCACCAAGAGACCCCCUCCAAGUCGAGCUCCCAAAAUAAUUGGGAAAAAGAUUAAAGGCGACAAAUUGAAUAUCUCCUGGGAAAUGGUGGAACCGAUUGGUAACGAGGCGUCGAUAAAUGGUUAUAAAGUGCUGUACAGGCGGCAGGGGCACACCGAGAAUAAGCUGUUCGUAACCAACAAGGAGUACAUCAACCUCCCCCUGCCCGAGGGGGGGAACUGGGUGGUGGAGGUCCGGGCGUUCACAGAGGGGGGGGAUGGGGCCGUGUCACAAAUCUACGUCACAGGUGGGGGGGUCCUGGCCGCCCCGGCUCUCAGCCUCCUCUCCCUGCUCCUGCUGGCCCUCCUCUGCCUGAACCUCUGAAUGUAGCGCCAUCUUUGUCCUUCGUGAAGGAGACUCUUUACGGUUGACGCCUAUAGGGACUUUGGGACUAUUUCCACUAUCUUUUGGUUCCACCCCGUAACCCCCAGGACGUUAUAUAUUCCAACUCCUGCCCUCUGGGAUAUGUUUGUGGAAAUAUACACAGAAAUGGAAGAAUUGGACAAAGACAUCCCUUAUGUAUCCAUAAAAAGCCUCUUUGGAGGGGUGUCAAAAGAGUCAACUUAAAUAUGCCUUAUAUAAACGACUGCACUUAUCUUUCACAAUGACUUGUUUUAAAAUGGAUCAUGACUGGAAGUGUGAGCAUUACACUUUAUGUUGGCUGUUAAGUCUUUUUACAUCAUGAAGCCGACCUUUCUUAUAUGCUGUAGAUAAAAACGCUGUUGGUUCAGAAAUGUGGGCUUCAUUUGAUUUAGGAUAUUUUAGAAAAUCUAUCCCACAGCGCAUUCCAUAGUAUAAGGUAAACAAGUAGCUGUGAAGGAUAAGUGUAUUCGUUUAUAAAAAUGUCUUUAUGUCUUUCUUUACUUGCAGUUCAGUGGUAUUUUCUUUUUUAAAUGAAGCACACCCUUACAAAGAUACAGUCAAAGCGAAUCUCAUUAUUUCAUACUUGAUUCUUAUUGACAAACAUAGAGAAACAAGCUAUGUCAUGCUGAAAUAAUGUAUCCAAUAAUUGAUAUUGUUUUUUAAUCUAAUAUGCAAUAUCAAUUGAUAGAAAACCACUGUCAAAACUGUGUGCAUGUCAACAUUGUUACAUGGAAGAAGAGUUAAAAAAGUGUUUAAAAGUGUGUUGGAGUUUAGCGAAAUGGAUCCAUAUUAAAAAAACGAUGUACACCAUACUGUCGGAGCAGGAAGUGAACCGAACAACAUAUCAGACAUCCUGUGUCCAAUUUAAAACUUCAGCAGAAGACUGUGGUUAUUUUUAUUGCCGGCCACCUCUAGUAUAUUUGUAAAACGGUGCAGUGAUCAAGGCUUUGCCACAACAUCUGGGUCAUUGUUGAAUUGACUAAAAAAACACUUUUGUUUUGACUGUAUCAUUAGGACCUCAGUGGUACCAGCGGGUGCUUUGUAAAGAAUGUUGGCAUUUUAUUUUGUGUAAUCAUUUUCAUUUCAUCUCACUCGCUUAUGGCUUUGUGUGAGAGUCACUAUUAACAGUUAUAGUGUAAAGGUAGCGACGCUCAUGCCCUCCAAUAAUUGUGCAAUGUACGAUUCAUCUGUGGCUACUUUAUCUUUUCUAAUAAGACAACUUGCCUAGCUCCUUUAACAGUAAUCUUGUAUAUAUAAUUUUUCAUUAUCUGGCAUUAGCAGACGAAAAGCAAAGCCAUCCAUGUCAGUGGAGCCCAUCAAAAUCUCAUGACGUUGUUUCCACUGAACCGUUUUUGUCUUUUUAUUAACAUGUGAUCAGAGAUAUAUAAACAUUAUCAACUGUU